This is a messenger RNA of Eimeria tenella, 504 nucleotides long. RefSeq lists its product as uncharacterized. Bases 1 to 504 code for a protein of 167 amino acids. The record is from RefSeq and is a predicted model, not a curated record. The transcript has a single exon. Lineage: Eukaryota; Apicomplexa; Conoidasida; Eucoccidiorida; Eimeriidae.
AUGCAGCAGCAAGUACAGCAGCAGCAGCACCGGGAGAGCAGCAGCAGCAGCAGCAGCAACAGCAGCAAUAACAACAGCAGCAACAACAACAGCAGAAGCAACAAGAGCAGCUGCAGCAACGGCAACAAAAGCAAGGACAAAACCAGCGACAACAACAACAGCAGCCGCAGCAGCAACAGCACCGCCAACAGCAACCGCAGCAGCAGCAGCAACAACAGCAGCAGCAGCAGCAGCAACAGCAGCAGCAGCAGCAGGACGGACAGCGUGUGGGGAAGCCCGAAAGGAGAAUGCAUGCAAAGACAUGCAGCAGCCCCAAAGACACGCAGAAGUCCGCGACUUUGCGAGAGCGCCGCACCACCCAGUACACAAACACAGACCUGCAGCAGCAGCAGCAGCAGCAGCAGCAGCAGCAUGUGUUGGUACGCACGAGAGCAGGAGCAGGAGCAGCAGCAGCAGCAGCACAAGUACACGCAAAAUAGGUGCCACAGCAACGGCAGCAGCUGA